Sesamum indicum (sesame) is the source of this 1155-nucleotide messenger RNA. RefSeq names its product phosphatidylinositol-glycan biosynthesis class X-like protein. The record is from RefSeq and is a predicted model, not a curated record. Gene Ontology annotation, cellular component: endoplasmic reticulum membrane. Gene Ontology annotation, biological process: GPI anchor biosynthetic process. Lineage: Eukaryota; Viridiplantae; Streptophyta; Magnoliopsida; Lamiales; Pedaliaceae.
UUCCUAUAACCCAUUUCAUCUUUACUUUCACUGUGAACUGAAUUUAUUUUCAUUGUGUUUUCUUUUUCUUCGAACGGAUCCUUUUACUUGAUCCCUAUUCUUGUAAUGAAGCCAUAGUAGUAUGCGUGGGACGUUGAUCGUCAGUGCCCACGGGUCAGAUGAGCAAAUGGAAGCUCGAUUGCUUCUAGUGCGAAUAAAUUCAGUGCUACAAUUCGUACUCAUAUUUCUUACAAUCAUCAGAUCUUACGUGCAUGCUUCGACUACUGGGCAGGCAGGUUAUGUGGACAAAUACAUUACGAAAACUUAUUUUGAGAAACACGACAGUUUGAUAGAUCCAGAAUUCGAUAAUUUUAUAGCAAAUGAAAUCCCACUUACUUUGUGCAAAGUGCUUGAAGAUGGAAAUUGUGUAUUGCCCACACUGUCAAAUCUACACCGAAGUGUUAUUGGUGAAGGUUCUCAUCGUCACUUAUCUUCUUCUAUCAUAUUUAAGUUCCAGCCAGAACUGAAAAUCAAGUUGGUUGCACAUUCUUGUGAAGUCAUAAUGACUGAAAGACUGCCCUCAGGGGUGUUUGCUGAUCCUUUUGAGCUCCAGCAUCUUGUCCAGCGUGGUGUAUUCAGCGAUGCAGCUGUGUUUGGUGAUACAAAUUUAGAACUACCUUCUUUUCGCUCAAAUCGUUCGGUUGUUGAAAUACAUAUGAGCAUUGGUUCCAAAAUGUUGUCAAGACACCACGAUAAAUUCGAGAUCAACUGUGAGGUUCCAUUGCAUGCACGAUAUCCACCUUUAGGACUUGGCUUCUCAAGGGUUGAGUUUGGGCAACCCGAUUUAUUUAUGUGUUGCAGCCUUGAAGUAAAUGGAUUUAAGAGAAGCUGUGCUUACUUGCCUACCAACAAUAUUUCUGACUACAAAGCUAGUCCUCUUGCAUGGGAAAUACCCUGUGGGAUCAGGGAACAUGCAGGAGUCGUAUCUGCUAUUACUUACUGCUUCGCUCUUGUGUCCGCUCUGCUUAUCGUGGUGUUAUCUUUUUGUUAUACAGAUAACAAAGGCUCUAGCAAGCCGAAAAGUUUGUAAUCAACUUGUCUACAUUUCUUGAAUGUUUUUUAUUCAAGGGAUCUACGUGUCAUUUUGCUUAGUUAACGAAAUCUUUCUCCUGUGAA